AUGCCCACAAGCCAACCAUCAGAGCUCACUUCCCAAGACUUGCGUGCCCCCGUCUCUGCCAUGCACAACAUGAGCCAGAACGAUGAGUCCAGGCACCAUUCAUCCAGAGCCUCUACAGAUACAACUUACUGCACCAAUCAGCCACGGGCGGUCCCUCAGGGCAUUUUAUUCGAGAGAAAUGUGAAACAGGAAGACAUGGUAUCCAAGGGCAUAAUUGGCCACCAACAGGCGAGGCAGCUUUUCACCUCGUUCAUAGCUAACGCAACGAAUUUUCUGCCCAUUUUUGAUCCGAUUCUUGACAGUUUUGAGGCGUUGAGGCUUCGUGAGCCUUUUUGUUUUGGUGUCAUUCUUACACUGGCUUGUUGCAUAGAUGGUCUGCUGCAGCUAGAACAAUGCGUGGCUGAAAUCAAAGCUCUCCUUGCAGGAACUCUGUUUGAUUGCCGGGCAACCACUGGUACAGUGCAGGGCAUGAUGCUCCUCGUCAUUUAUGCCGAGAACACCUGUUUCGCCAUUGGCCAUGCUCUGCAGAUGGCCCAGGACCCCAAGCUUGACCGGAUCUUGUCUGAUCAACAGGUCCUGAGCCAGCCUUGGGUGUCUGAACACAUUGAACAACAGCGCCGAACGAUGCGGAACGCAAGAGUCUGGCUCGCGCUCUGUCUUAUUGAGAGAGAAGUUGCGAUUGGAACUGCUAGAUCCUGUAGAAUACCCAAAGUUUCAGCUGCCGAUCUGACAUAUCUCACUCACCAAUCGCUGGCUCAUCCACCCAAUAUGAGAUUUGCAUCUCUUGUUGAGGCAGUUCAAGUUCGAGAUGAGUUUUUAUCCGAGAUAACUUCCGCGGGAGACCUGCAAGAUACUGGUCUACGUCGACUGCAUCACAUCGAGAGCAAGUUUGAAGAGUGGCUUCAGAACUGGGAUGCACACAACAGAGGCAUAUUUGCACUGGAAAUGUCCAGACACCGAGAUGACUUGAAUGCACCCGAGGUUCUUACCACGGUGACGGGAAUUGCUGACAUCCUAGCCGGUUAUCACGACCCUUUCUUCUACCAGCUCAUCCAGGCUCGUCUGUCACAUCACCCUAGUGCAUCAUCGUAUAUGAUACCAGAGCAAAGUAGCCAAAACCAAGCUGACGUCUGCCAUAACUCAAAGACUAGGCCGGCUCAGUGUGAGACUGCCAGCGCGGCUGCUUGCAGUACACAGUUCCAGCUUCCUCACAGCUCUGUGAGACAGUCUCUUCUUCCAGAUAUGGAUUUUACUGGCCAAUCUCCCCUGAGUCAACUAUUAGAAACACCCGAUUGGAUGCUAAACCCUUCGUCUAUGCUUGUGUUUGAUGUGAACAACUGGCAAAACAAUGAUACUUCGGACCCUAACUACUAA
Molecule: messenger RNA, 1374 nt
Organism: Clonostachys rhizophaga
Lineage: Eukaryota; Fungi; Ascomycota; Sordariomycetes; Hypocreales; Bionectriaceae
Source: the annotation of a GenBank genome assembly